Messenger RNA from Perca flavescens (yellow perch), 1557 nucleotides. Its product is annotated as proteinase-activated receptor 3. Gene Ontology annotation, cellular component: plasma membrane. Gene Ontology annotation, biological process: phospholipase C-activating G protein-coupled receptor signaling pathway; positive regulation of Rho protein signal transduction; thrombin-activated receptor signaling pathway. Bases 143 to 1276 code for a protein of 377 amino acids. NCBI's taxonomy places the organism in Eukaryota, Metazoa, Chordata, Actinopteri, Perciformes, Percidae. The record is from RefSeq and is a predicted model, not a curated record. Gene Ontology annotation, molecular function: thrombin-activated receptor activity. The transcript has 2 exons.
GGAGGUGUUGUUGUAACUCAAGUGCACCAACAGAGCAGCAGCAAACAAAGGUGACACAGAGCAGCGAUGAAAUGUGAAGCCGAGCACACAGUCAACCGGAGAGAAGUGAUUUUUACAGAGCUGUUCAACGAGUAAAAAGAAAAUGGCAAAAGUACUUUUUUUCUUCUUCGUUUUUGUUCUCUGUCUGAGUGGUACUCUUCAAAAUAAAGAGAAAAGCAGAAGCAAAAGGCAGAGAAACAGCUCGGAGGAGUUGGUUCCUUAUCUCAGAACAUUUCAAGGAACCCUAAUUAAAACCAAAUCCUUUAUUGUUCUAAAUGGAACACAAGUUCCCAUUUCAUCCCAGUCCUAUCCAGCUCUGCAGUUUCUAAGCAACAGCACAGUUGGGUACCUCUGCGGCGCCCUGAGCACACGGGUCAUCCCCAUUAUUUACAUGUUGGUCGUUGCCGUGGGGAUCCCGGCCAACAUCGCCAUCUUGUGCACGCUGGCCUCUAAAAUCAGAAAAGUGUCCUCCGCCAUCCUCUACUGCAGCCUGGCUGUCUCCGACCUCUUCCUCCUCCUAUCCCUCUUCUUCAAGGCUCACUACCAUUUCCAUGGAAACCACUGGGUGCUCGGAGAGGCUGCCUGCCGGGUGGUCACGGCCUGUUUCUAUGGCAACCUCUACUGCUCGGCCCAGACGCUGGCCUGCAUCAGCAUCAAGCGCUACCUGGCUGUGGUGCAUCCGUUCAUGUACAAAGGUCUCCCCAAAAGGAUGUUCACCGCCUGGGUCACUGUGGUGGUAUGGGGGGUGUUUGGUGCCGCAGUCAUCCCCGAGCUCCUGGUCCAGCAGAGCUUUUGGAUCCCCGAGGUGGACCGCAUCACCUGCCACGACGUCUUGCCUCCUGAGACCCACAUCUCCCUGUUCUACUACAACCUGUUUCUGACCGUCUUCGGCCUCCUGCUGCCGCUGGUGGUCACGGUUGUGUGCUACGCCCGAAUCGUCUGCGAGCUGAAGCAAUCGCACCACGACUGGGCGAUGUACAUCAAGGCCAGCUCGCUGGUGUUUGUCAUCUUCCUGGUGUGUUUUGCCCCCGCUGGAGUCCUGCACUUCCUCCAUUAUGUGCAACUGUUUGUGGAUGGAACGGAGAGUUUGUACGUGCACUUUAAAGUGGCGGUGUGUUUGUGCUGCCUCCAUGCCUGUCUGGACCCCUUCCUGUUUCUUCUCAUGUCCAAGUCUGCAGGCUCUUCAUUUCAAUUCACGGCCUUUAAAAAGGGGAAAUCCCUGAGUUUAUCUGUCUAAGAAUGACCAACCUGUUACAAGAAAAUCUGCAUUUGAAUUUGAUUUACAUAGCAGAUGAGGAGGCAGAUUUUCUCUGUGGCUGGAGUCCAAAUCCAAUUCCAAUCCAAAUUUUGUCUGCACUUAUGAUAAACAAGCAAAACACAGACUCUGCAAGGGAAGUCCGUUUGAGAGAGAGGGAACAAGAAGACAGAGAGUUAACAUGUUAAAAUGCUAAUUUUCAGGUUCCUACAUGUAUUUUGAGGUUGUACCAGAAUCGGUGUACAUGGUUUAAAAAACACCAU